Phascolarctos cinereus (koala) is the source of this 3019-nucleotide messenger RNA. RefSeq names its product CDP-diacylglycerol synthase 2 (gene CDS2). Lineage: Eukaryota; Metazoa; Chordata; Mammalia; Diprotodontia; Phascolarctidae. Gene Ontology annotation, molecular function: phosphatidate cytidylyltransferase activity. The record is from RefSeq and is a predicted model, not a curated record. Gene Ontology annotation, cellular component: endoplasmic reticulum membrane.
GCGGGUUGUGAGAAGGCGGGGGCCCCGAGACUCCUGCUUGGCUGCAGGGAAAGAGCGUUCUUGGAGAGAAGGCGGGGGCCCGAGGGAGGAUUGCGUCCCCAGAAUGACGGAACUGAGGCAGAGGGUAGUCCACGAGUCCGACGGGCGGCCGGAGGCGGAGGACAAGGGUGAAGACAUCAGAUCAGAGACAUUGUCCGAUUUGCCCAGAGUCACACAGCUAGAGUCUGAGGUGGAAACAAAGACAGAUGGGGAGACUGCAUCAGACAGUGAGAGCCGAGCUGAACCUGCACCGAUAGCCACUUCUGAUGAUACUCCUGAGGUCUUCAACCGGGCACUGUCAAAACUGUCCUCAAGAUGGAAAAACUGGUGGGUGAGAGGUAUCCUGACUUUGGCUAUGAUUGCCUUUUUCUUCAUCAUCAUCUAUUUGGGACCCAUGGUUUUAAUGAUGAUCGUGAUGUGUGUUCAGAUUAAGUGUUUCCAUGAGAUUAUCACUAUUGGCUAUAAUGUCUACCACUCAUAUGACCUACCUUGGUUCAGGACCCUCAGUUGGUACUUUCUAUUGUGUGUGAAUUAUUUUUUCUAUGGUGAAACAGUGACUGAUUACUUCUUCACUCUGGUCCAGAGAGAGGAACCUUUGAGGAUUCUCAGUAAAUAUCAUCGCUUCAUUUCCUUUGCUCUUUACCUAACAGGGUUCUGCAUGUUUGUAUUGAGUCUGGUUAAGAAGCAUUAUCGACUCCAGUUCUAUAUGUUUGGUUGGACUCAUGUGACUCUGCUUAUUGUUGUGACCCAGUCCCAUCUUAUUAUCCAUAACUUGUUUGAAGGAAUGAUCUGGUUUAUUGUUCCCAUUUCAUGUGUGAUCUGUAAUGACAUCAUGGCCUAUAUGUUUGGCUUUUUCUUUGGUCGGACCCCACUCAUCAAGCUUUCUCCAAAGAAGACAUGGGAAGGCUUCAUUGGAGGAUUCUUUGCCACUGUGGUGUUUGGGCUUCUGCUAUCCUAUUUAAUGUCUGGAUACAGAUGCUUCAUCUGCCCAGUGGAGUUCAACAAUGACACCAACAGCUUCACUGUGGACUGUGAGCCCUCAGAUCUCUUCAGACUGCAGGAAUACAACAUCCCUUUGGUGAUUCAGUCUGUUGUUGGCUGGAAAACAGUCCGGAUGUAUCCCUUCCAGAUCCAUAGCAUUGCUCUCUCUACCUUUGCCUCCCUCAUUGGCCCCUUUGGAGGUUUUUUUGCAAGUGGAUUCAAACGGGCCUUUAAAAUUAAGGACUUUGCCAACACCAUCCCUGGCCAUGGAGGUAUUAUGGACCGCUUUGACUGCCAGUACCUGAUGGCUACUUUUGUUAAUGUCUACAUUGCCAGUUUUAUCAGGGGACCUAAUCCAAGUAAGCUGAUUCAGCAGUUUUUGACUUUGCGUCCAGAUCAGCAGCUUCACAUCUUCAACACAUUAAAGGCUCACCUCAUUGACAAAGGGAUGUUGACUGCCAGCACUGAAGACCAGGGGGCAUCCUAGAAAGAGGACAGUAGGAUCAGAACUGAGCUCUAGGGCAAGUCUUCAAGUCAAUCCCAGCUUGUGUGACUUUUAAGACCAUUACAAGACCUCAUUUCACUGUUUUCCUUUUCUGUAGAAUUUGUUUUUUGUGUGCUGUGGGUUUUCAAGAACAAUUAUCUAUCUAUACAUACACAUAUACUUCGUGUGUGUGUAUUUAUAUGAUAUGACUAAGUACGUAAAUCAGAGUUUUGAGUUGGAAAGCAAUCACAGGAAUUAAACCUCUGUGGGUUUAAACAAAAUAAAACAUAAAACCCAUAACACUGGGGGCAUCUGUUCCAAAGGUUGUUCUGGUGGAUCUAGGCCCUUUAAAUUUAACAGUCCCUCUGUCCUAUCUGUUUGGAGAGCAGAGCUGCCAACUAUGGGCUGAUGGCCAGAGUAGAGAGUAAACUUUACCCACUGCCUGUAACAGCCUUUCUAGCAAGACUAAAACUCAUACACAGCCCAGAUUACUUUGUAGUCACAGAAAGUUUUCACCACAAACCCUUUUCGAGUUCCAGCAUCAAUUCUGGAAUGAAAACAAAGUUGUCUUUUACUGUGGAAGGAAAACAUGGUGUCUGACAAAUGCUUAUUUAUUGAAAAAGCAUCUUAACGAGAUGACAUUUCAUAUAAGAAAUACUAUUUUGAGAGAGCAUUAUCAUAAUUUGAUUUUCACUUUUGCUUCAGUGCACCUUAGAAGAUGUCUUUGUUGUAAUUAAAAGCAAACAAGAAACCAUGAAACAUGAAAAGUGAUUUAAAAAUAAAGUUGGAUGGGGGGGAAAUGCCCCCACAGUAGUAUUUCCCCUGUCUACAGGAGAGCAUACCUAGCUUAAUGUACAGAGUUCUCACAUAAUUAGUCACAAGCCCUAGCUGGAAUAGCAUAGCUGGUUCUGUCACUCUUCAGGGAUCAUGUCACUCAUGUCUGUCUGCUGUAUUUAAGCUGGAGACUUGAUGCUGCUGAAUCAUUUUUGUUGAUUUUGUGUUUUUCUUUGAGCAGAGAGUAGGGCGGGAUUGGCUUUUAGCCUGUGGGCUCUUUGCUUUAUCUUUUACUUGGUUGACUUAAAUUGUACUUAUUGCACUAGUGGUGUCUGUGUAAAUAUUCACCUAUUUGUUAACUACUAUAUUUCUCAUUUAAAUGGAAUCCUGCUGCAAACCCAGUCUGAGUCCUUGAGAACCUUUGUAAAGUUCAAAAUACAUUGAUGGUUAAAUGCAGAAUCAAAUCUCUGUCAUUGAUAAUGUCCCCCUACUUUGGCUUUUCCCACAGGUCUUUAAAAAAAAAGUUGUGAUCUUUUUUUCUCCUUGAGUAUAGGAUGAACUUGACAGAGGAGACGAGCUCUCCACGUCCCUGGAGAUACAUCCAGGACAAGAGGAGUGAUUCUGAAGAGAGAGAACUUGGUAGUCUGGUGGACAUUGUUCAGAUCACACUGUGCCAGUAUGAUCCGCUUUCUCUGUUGAAAAUGGAGAUAUGUAAUUUAAUAUGACAUAAUUUCUUUGGCA